Molecule: messenger RNA, 477 nt
Organism: Clunio marinus
Lineage: Eukaryota; Metazoa; Arthropoda; Insecta; Diptera; Chironomidae
Source: the annotation of a GenBank genome assembly
AUGAGCCGCACAGAUAAUUUUCUGACGGUUGAGAGAGUAAAAGCAUAUCAUCGUCACAAGGAUGAGAAGGGAAAAGCAAGAAAUAAUGUUAAAAGGAAAAGUGCUCUUUAUGCUCUUCGCCAACAAAUAACUCUGCAAUUAAAUGUCAUUCAUAUCGAAAGCCGACAUAGACCUGUCAGAUCCUUAAUGUUCAGAUCCGUACUCACAAAAAAUUUCGUGUAUUUCGCGAAUGGAUUUAUGGGCACUUCAACAAUGUCGGCAGAAACAAUGGCAUUAACAGCGAUCAUAAAUAAUAAAAGAUACAUUUUCGGUUGUGUAAUACGAAAAUUUAAAUUGCCUCUUGAAUGCGGCUCCCUCCUGAAGCCUCAAGUCGUCGUUUUUAAUCUCACUUUGAGACGUUUAUUAGCCGAGAAGGGAAGACUCAAGUAUGAAAUUACCCAUUCCGACACUACAAACGAACCCGAGGAUGAAAAUUAA